UAAUAUACUAAUUUUGGUUGUAAAAUCUUAUCUAGGAAAUUUAAAAACUAUAAAUUAUCAUGUUUUUACAACUUUCAAGACAAGUAAAUGUGCAGUUAUGUCACAAAUAUUUACCACUGGUUGGUGCCUAUUCUGGGGCUUGGAUUCAAAGGGGAGAAAAGUACAAUUAUUGUCACUAUCCUCUUAAUAGAAGUUUCACUACAUCAGUUGUCAGUUGCAAGGAAUCGUAUUUGAGUGAAAAAAUAAGGAAAGAAAUAGACCUAUCAGUGUUCAAAAGUGUUGAUUUUAAAGAGUUGAAAAGUUCUCCGUUUCCAGCUAUAGUGUAUGGAUUUGGAGGAAUUAUUCCUUUUGUUUUCCCUCCAUUGUAUUUCAUUGUUGGGUCUUACAGCCCAUUUUUAGCAACAUCUCAGUUGUUUUAUGGUGCAACAAUAUUAGCCUUUGUUGGUGGUGUUAAAUGGGGAAAUGCCUUGGCCAAAGAUAACAUUUCUCAUGAUCAAAUGGGUGUGAGUGUAAUUCCAUCUCUGGUAGCGUGGAGUUCCUUGUUAGUUCCUGAACCUCUUGGAUUCUUGAUUGUCUCAUCUGGCUUGUUGGGUGCUCUUUAUGUUGAUUUGGUGUCCAGUAAAUAUCCUCCGUGGUUUCGUGCUAUGAGAUCAACAUUAACAGGAAUUUCAGUCUUUUCUCUUAUUACUACGUUAUUAUGUCACAUACUACAUUAAAGAACAAUAUUAGGUAAAGAACAGCUGUAGUCUAAUAGUACUGUUAAUCUACACACUUUUUUUCUAUACGUUGAAAAAUUAUCAAUUCGUUAGAUUAAAUUCAUUAGUCUAGUUAGUUUGUCAGGUUCUACAUAUUAUGUUAAACUCAAUUUUGUAAUAUUUUUUUAAAGAAAGGCCAACAAAAUUAAUCUACAAUAUUACAGUUUAUCCUAGUUGGUGUUUUAUUACAAUGGUGGUUUUCUGUAUCUAGUUUUUCUAAUUGUGGAAUUUACAAAAAUAUAUAAACAUUUAAGGUUCCUCUGAAUCUUGUUUGAUUGCUGGUUUAAAAUAUUUUCACAACAGGAUAACCUCCAUGUAAAAAUCAAACUGAAAUGACAAUGGAAUGUUCAGAUGAACCGAAUGAAUACUGUGACAAUAGAGAGAAAGAAAGGAACCCUGACAAAGACCAAGAGAAGAAAGUAACAAAAGUUGAAUACAAAGAAGAGCUAGCCGAUGUAUCAAUUAAGACAAAACACAAAUGCCAAGAUAGUGGAGAAAAGUUGUUGAUUAGAAAGGCAAUGUUGGAACAUUUAUCGACGAAUAAUAAUGUUUUCUUUAGGCAGUUGAAAGACGAAGAGGAAGAACUCAGUAGGGAGCAAAAAAUUGACAUGGCUGAGGAACUACUUGACCGCAGUUAUGGUCUGUUUUUGGCCAAGUAUGGAAAUCAUCUUUUGAAAGAACAUUUGUGCUAUUUUGAAACCACAAGUGAGGAAGACGCUUUUAUUGUAGAAAUGUAUUUGAAGCAACUGAACAAAGUUUUAGAGAAACAGAGUCAAAGUCAACAAAUGAAGUUGAAGUCAGAGUUGAUCAAUGGGGAUGAGAUGGAAGUUGUUAACGAACCAAGCACUGUUGAGGAACCUCGAUUGAAACUCCGAAAAGAACUUCUCGACUACCUCUCCCUGAGCAAGGAAGCCCACUUCAAGAGCCAGCAGGUUGGCGAGCCUGAUCUGAGCCGGCAGGAGAAGCGGGAAAUUGCUGAAGCUGUGUUGACGCGCAGCCCAGCCCUAUUCCUAUCCAGAUUUGGCACUCAUCUGCUUGAGAAACAUUUGGACUACUUUGACCACGAGUCCAAUAAAGAUGACUACGAGAUCUCUUAUCAUCUGAAACAUCUCAGAAAAACACAUUGUAAAGCUGUUACCGAG
Homalodisca vitripennis (glassy-winged sharpshooter) is the source of this 1897-nucleotide messenger RNA. RefSeq lists its product as uncharacterized. The record is from RefSeq and is a predicted model, not a curated record. NCBI's taxonomy places the organism in Eukaryota, Metazoa, Arthropoda, Insecta, Hemiptera, Cicadellidae.